AUGAUGCACAGUCCGAACAAUCGCGAGAGACCGGCUGCAAAUCCUGAUGUAGCUGCUAGCCCCGCCAUCGCAGCACCAGCCCCGACUUCUUUUAAUGUCUGUUCGCCAGCCGCGUGUGGCGCUUCUACCGAUUCGCCUGAUUUCCAAGUAGAGGCGCUGAACGCCAUGCAGCUUAAACCACCCGAGUUGGAUGCCGCUGAUAUCCAUACAUUUUUCUUUGCCUUGGAAAACUGGUUUGACGCUGGGAAUAUUCCGUCGAAUCAACAUACUCGACGCUUCAACAUCCUUAAGACGCGCAUCCCUAUUCGAAUACUUCCUGAGCUUCGUCACCUUCUCGAGAGUGUACCCAGUAACGACCGCUACGAAGCCGCUAAAAGAGCCAUCGUACUACAUUUUGAAGAGUCGCAGCGUAGCCGGCUACAUCGACUGUUAACAGAAAGUAGUCUUGGGGAUCGGAAACCGUCACAAUUACUGUCCGAGAUGCGACGCACCGCCCACGGAGCGAUGACAGACUCCAUGCUAGUAGACCUCUGGGUUGGACGACUACCACCUUAUGUGCAGUCUGCGGUAAUCGCUGCUUCAUCAAACAUCGAAGAGAAGGUGAGAGUAGCCGACUCAGUAAUGGACUCCAUCGCGUUAUAUCACCGCACCGGUCCUUACCAAACCGUAUCCGAAGUGCGUUAUGAGGAAGUGGAGCGGCUCUCACGGCAGGUAGCUGAGUUGAGCCACCGAUUGGAGGAGGUGCUUAGCCGAGACAACAACCCGGUGCGCGUACGACCUCGGGCACGUUCUCGCCCACGCCAGGUGAACCGUUCCGUUAAUCCAACUGUGGGGAAGCUGUGCUACUACCACGAGCGGUACGGUCAUGUAGCGCGCAACUGCCGAGCUCCUUGCUCCUUCAAGGACCGAGCACAAGGAAGCACCACGCCAUCCACCUCCUCGUGA
Messenger RNA from Anopheles maculipalpis, 945 nucleotides. RefSeq lists its product as uncharacterized. The record is from RefSeq and is a predicted model, not a curated record. Bases 1 to 945 code for a protein of 314 amino acids. The transcript has a single exon. Lineage: Eukaryota; Metazoa; Arthropoda; Insecta; Diptera; Culicidae.